GGAAUAUAUAGGAAUAAAAUGAGCUGGAAAUUAGAUAUAAAGAAGAGCAAUUCAGCCUCUAAAGACUAUAACAAGCACAAGCUCCCCUUGCAUAGGACCUAUACUGGUAAAAUUGGCAUGGGUGAGCAGGAGAGGUCUCUCAGUUCCAAUUUUUCAGACCUUGAUAUACAAGAAGGAAGUACAGCAAGAAUUCGAUUGGGGAAUAUAAGGAAUAGUUCAAAGUAUUUCUCUGAAAGAACCCUGGACCUAGAAAGCCAGACAGAGAGAAGACCUGUUGGUGUUUAUAAAGUUGGAGCAGACAAUAUUCCUCGCAUGCAGAGAAAAUAAUGAUAGAGGCAAAAAGACCUUAGUGCUUGACUUAGAUGAAACAUUAGUUCAUACAAUCGGAGACUUUGAUGACUACCCAGCAGGUUGUAAGCCUUUUACUUUGCUAUGGAAUGUAAAGAAGAAAGGGAAGCUUAGAAAAGCUACAGCUACAACAUUUAUUAGGCCAGGAGCUUUUAAUUUCCUUAAAGAAGUCACCCAGAUGUUUGAAGUAAUCUUCUUCACAGCAGCCACUGAAAAAUAUGCUAGAGAAGUAACUAAACUGUUAGACAGAGAUUUUUAUAAACCAUAUCUCUUGACAAGGAAGGAUUGCAUAUUCAGAGAUGGGAUGUUCAUCAAGGAUCUUUCUAUUAUUCCGAGAAACUUAAAGGAUGUUAUAAUCAUAGAUAACUUAUCAGAAUCGUAUCUUCAUCACCCAGACAAUGGAUUGCCGAUCCCAUCUUGGGUUUGAGAUCCACAAGAUGAAGCAUUUGACAAGAUACUAACAGUGCUCCAGAUACUUAAUAAGGCUAAUGAUGUACGCCCUUUAAUCAGAAAAUGUGUAACUAAUGAAAAGAUUUUACUGUAUAAACUUUACGAAAUAAGCAAAAAUCAGAAGAAGUCUUCUCCUAGCUCAAGAUCCAAUAAUUUAAUAAAAGGUUUUAACAAAGGCACUACUGCUUUGUUGAGUAUUUCAGAAAAGGAUUCAACCAAAGAUAACUCUAAAAUCAAUAAUUCUGAGUUGGAUAAUCAAGAGAAUAGCAUCAAUGGAACCACACAGAGAUAUAAACGUAGAAUGAGUAUUGCCAAGAUCUCUCAGAAUUUUUCCCUAGUAGAUUCUUUCAGUUCAAAUUCUAUAUGUGAUCUUAGACACAAGAAUUACAAGAAGCAGAGCUACACGCCCAAGUCAGUGAAAAGACAAAGAGCCGAUCAUCCUUUGAAUGACUUCUCUGCAGAGUCUCCAAAGAGGCUAAAGCCAUCGAAUGUGAAGCUAUCUCAAAAGAAGCUUAUCUCUGGUAUUGAGCAAGAACCAGGAAUAUUGAACCCCAGAGUGACCAUGCAGCCUCGUGCUAGGCACCCUUUGCUGAACUUCAGUGUGAGGAGUUACAAGAGGCAACAGACUGGGAGACAAGUAUAUUGUCCCAAAAGACAUGCGCAUAGCUUAGCAAUGAUUAACCAAAAGCCAGAAGAGAACUCCAAAAUCUUCAAGUAUGUUAAAGAAGAUUCAGAGGUUUCUUACGAAGAUGGUGGUACUGAAGAGCUUAUCUUCUACUAAGCCCUAAUAAUCUUGCUAAAAUAGAUAACGAUAAGGUAUUCUACAUAAGAAACUUACCAGAAGGAUUGGUCUCUAGGU
This is a messenger RNA of Moneuplotes crassus, 1657 nucleotides long. NCBI's taxonomy places the organism in Eukaryota, Ciliophora, Spirotrichea, Euplotida, Euplotidae. The record is from the annotation of a GenBank genome assembly.